This is a messenger RNA of Nestor notabilis (Kea), 991 nucleotides long. Its product is annotated as transmembrane protein 68-like. The transcript has 6 exons. The coding region runs from base 2 to 991 and encodes 329 amino acids. Gene Ontology annotation, molecular function: acyltransferase activity. NCBI's taxonomy places the organism in Eukaryota, Metazoa, Chordata, Aves, Psittaciformes, Psittacidae. Gene Ontology annotation, cellular component: membrane. The record is from RefSeq and is a predicted model, not a curated record.
CAUGAUAGGAAGAAAAGAAUUCUGCACUUCAGGACAGAUGCCAAUGACUGACCUAAGCUGCCUUGCCUAUGUACUAGAAGAAUGGACUGUUGUGGAGUACCUGAAGAAAUACCUUUUUUAUGUGGUCAUUGCCUCACUAGCAAUGAGUGCAAUGUUAUUUUUUUUUAUAGUUCCUUUAACAAUUGUCUUUUUCAUUUACCUUACCAAUAUUUUGCUUUUAAUGUAUCAGAGGAACAGUGAGAUAAAAGCAGAUCCCUUGAGUGAUGUUUGGGAUAGUGCAAGGAAAACUAUAGCAAGCUUUUGGGAUGUGUAUGCAAGAAUAUGGCAUGGUUAUGAGCUUCAUGGUGUGGAAAACCUACCAGAAGGACCAGGCAUUCUGGUGUAUUACCAUGGAGCUAUUCCUAUAGACUACCUUUACUUCUUGUCCAGGCUGUUUCUCUGGAAGAAAAGACUUUGUCUGUCAGUAGCUGAUCAUUUUGUCUUUCGCUUACCAGGACUGAAAUUAUUACUGGGAGUGACAGGCGUUAUGCCAGGUACAAGAGAGGAAUGCCUCAUUGCCCUGAAGAAUGGAUAUUUGGUGUCCAUCUCACCAGGUGGAGUCAGAGAAGCACUAUUCAGUGAUGAAAGUUAUCAACUCAUGUGGGGAAAUCGAAAAGGCUUUGCUCGGGUCGCUCUAGACGCAAAAGUGCCCAUCAUUCCAAUGUACACUCAAAAUGUCCGGGAAGGAUAUAGGAUGCUUAAAGAAAGAAGGCUUUUUAGACGGUUGUAUGAAAGCACUCGAUUGCCAUUUACUCCUCCAUAUGGAGGACUUCCAGUUAAAUUUCGCACAUACAUUGGGGAGCCAAUCCCUUACGAUCCAAAUAUCACUACAGAUGAAUUAGUUGAAAAGACAAAGACUGCCAUCCAGGCUCUCAUAAGCAAGCAUCAAACAAUCCCAGGCAGCAUAUGGAAGGCUUUACUGGAGCGAUUUGAUAAACGUAAAAGUGAUUAG